Messenger RNA from Durio zibethinus, 4725 nucleotides. Its product is annotated as nuclear pore complex protein NUP1-like. Gene Ontology annotation, biological process: poly(A)+ mRNA export from nucleus; nuclear membrane organization. Gene Ontology annotation, cellular component: nuclear envelope. NCBI's taxonomy places the organism in Eukaryota, Viridiplantae, Streptophyta, Magnoliopsida, Malvales, Malvaceae. The record is from RefSeq and is a predicted model, not a curated record.
CUGGUUCAUCCUUGCCUGUUACUUUCUUAAGACCUCUAGGAUACGUUGUUAUCAUUGCUCUCUUACUCGGAGAUACCGAAUAUACGUAUACUUUUCGUAGAAAUACAUUAUCCCCAUUUUUUUUCCCUUUUUUUAAUUUUAAUUUUAAUUUCUUUUUUUCUAUUCCUUUCCCUUCUUGCUUAGAAUAAGAAUAAAGCCCCUAAUUAACCGAACUUUUACAUCUCUCUUAAUAUUUUUCCUCAAAAUUCCUAAACCCUAACUUUUUUCUCUCUCUGAUGGCGACGGCGCGUGAGGAAAGUAAUCCGUACGACGGCGGAUUGGGAGCUGGAGGAAAGUUCAGGAAACGGCCGUUUCUAAGGAUAAUAAAAACGACGCCAUACGAUCGACCACCGACUGCGAUAAGGAACCCCGGCGGUACCGGCUAUAGAAAUGGUUGGUUAUCGAAAUUGGUUGAUCCAGCGCAGAGAAUUAUUACUUCAACUGCUCACAGGCUCUUUGCCUCCGUCUUUAGGAAACGCCUCCCUCCUCCACCGCCUCAUCCAUCGCAAGGGGCGGACUCUGAGACUAAUCAGGAAGCAAUGGAGAAUCCACCAGAAGCAACUUCAACAGUCCCUCCUGUUGUGCAAGGAACUGUCAUAGGAUGUGAGUAUCGUGGUAAUCAUAUUGAUGAAGGUGGAGUUGCUGAACUUGAGGAAAUUUUAAAGCAGAAGACAUUUACCAGAUCUGAAAUUGCUCGUUUGACUAGUUUACUACAUUCAAGAACCGUUGAUAUUCCUGGUGGAAAUGAGGAAAAGAGGUCUGAAGUGAAACCAGUGGCAUCACAUGACAAGAAAGAAUUUCCAAAGACCCCAGUUGGAGAAAAUGUGACUGAGAACCAUCUUAUUUCAACACCUGUUGUCAGCCCAACUGUCCUUGACGGGGAUGUUGCUUCACCUGCUGAGCUUGCAAAAGCUUACAUGGGCAGUAGGCCUUCAAAAGUAUCUGUAUCAAUGCUUGGAUUACAAAAUCAAGUGCCUAGGGGAGAUUCAGCUUUGCCGAGAAAUAAAAUUUUCCCUUCUAAGUCAUCCACAAUUUCACUUGUGCCAAGAUCUUCUGGCAAUGUUGGGAGUCUUGGAAAUGGUUAUGUGAGCCCAAGAUCGUGGGGCAGGUCUGCGAUAUAUAGUAUGGCACGAACACCUUAUUCCAGGGUUAACUUAGCAACUGUUCUCAAGAGUGCUGCCACUGCAAGUGAUGCAUUUGGUGGACCAUCAUCCUCAUCUCAGAGUGCAGGGGAGCAAAACAGAAUUUCUAGCACUAGACAAGGGGUUUUAAAGCGCAGGAGUUCGGUAUUAGACAAUGAUAUCGGAUCAAUUGGCCCUAUUCGCCGGAUUCGUCAAAAGUCUAACCUUCUUUCUUCAAAAAACUUAAGUUUACCUGCUUCUGGUGGUCCUCUAUCUACCCAUGUAGCUGGCACUAGUUCAGCUGGUUUGGAUACUCUAGCCAAGAAUGGGGAUAACAGCACUCCUGGCACAAGUUUUACCCCUGUUCCAUCCAAGUCCAGUGAGAUGGCUUCAAAAAUUUUACAGCAACUUGACAAGUUGGUCUCCCCUGGGGAAAAAUCACCAACUAAGUUGUCACCAUCUAUGCUACGUGGGCAGGCUCUUAAAAGCCUUGAGAAUGUAGAUUCUACAAAAUUUGUGGAGAACAAGCAUGAUAGUAAGAAAUUGAGUGGUUCUCACGCAGCACUGCCUGAUAUUCAAGACUAUAUGUCUCACAAGCGUGAUAAAGAAAAUGGCUCAACAACAUUUGUUUCUCUCUUUGACAAGUCAGUUCCUGCAGUAAAUUGUGUAGAUAGUAAUAGUUUAAUAAAGGAUAAUAAUGUGGCUAGUGUUAAAGCUGCUGAUUCCACUGUGAUCAAGUCUGUUGUACAGCUACCUCAACAAAAUAGACAGGCUUUUCAAAUGAGUGCACAUGAGGAUUAUCUGGAUCUGGAUGAUGAUGACUAUACUAGUGGAUUCGCAUCCCCUACAUUUGGUGAAGGGAGAGAGAUGUUGGAUAAUUGUGUCUUGGGGAGUAAGAGUGCUGCUCCUGAAGCUAUAGUAGAGAAGCCUUUUAGUCUUUCUGAAGUUAAGCCUAUUUCAAGUGCUUCAUUCAACCAAAAUCCUGAUUUGAGAAAAUCUGAUGGAUCAGCAGUUGCACAGGUGGCCACUUCAUCUAUGCAGUCAGCAUUUGUAGUUGCUCAGUCAACUCCAACAGCCAAUAAAGAUGCUGUCUCUAAGGAAUCAAAUGCCCCUUCUCCUACGCAUAGCAUUGGGGAGAAAGUUGCGCCUGCAAAGCUGUCAGAUGCUGCUGUUCCCACAUUUGGAUUUGCCUCUACAAAUAUUGGUGAGGUUUUAUCAGUUACUGGAACUUCAGGUGUUAAGCUUGCCACAAGUUCAGACCAAAAACUAGAGAACUCAAGCAGCUUUGCUAUUAUCGCUCCUGGUACAACCAAUUUUUUGUCAGAUAAAACUGAUAAGGACAAUGCUCUGAAUGGGAUCUUCUUCAGGACACCUGAAACUACAGUCACCUCUGCCAUAUCAACUUCGACAUCCGAUGGAAGCGUCUUCAAGUUUGGUGCCUCAGCAAAUAGUUCUACUUUAAAUAAUGGGUCUCUUGCUUCAUGUCCUUUUUCGUUCUCUUCACCUGCACCAUCUCUAGUCUCAAAUAAUGGUCAAAGUUCAUCCAAUAGCUCUACCAACUAUAUGUCCACCACCAAUAGUGACACUUCUGCUGCUGCCACCACUUCUGCAACUGCCAAUGCCACCAUCAGCAGUACUGGCAGCCCCUCUAUGGAGGCUUCAUUCCCUUCCUUUACAGAUGCACCUGUUUUCAAACUUGCAUCCUCUGGGGACCCAACAGCUUCAGUUUCAACAUUAUCAGCAACUUCAGGGGAAGCAACUGAAGCUAAGACCCAGGACAGAAGCCUUGGUAAUGUAGGCAUUGCUCCUUUUGUUAGUGCAUCUGCUUUUACCAGCUCCGGAAGUAGUAUUUUUGGUGGUAGAUCUGAAGUUACAGGCACUGUGAGCAGCACGACUGGUGGUACAACAGCUGCAGUCACAAUCUCUGGAAAUAGCAGUUUCAUUGGUAUAUCUUCCACCAUCACAAACUGCGGAAGUGGCCUUUUCAACAGCACAUUUUCCACAGAGACAAGCACAGGCAAUGGUAUCUUUGGUGGCACAUCUGCAACUACAGGCACGGGCAGUAGUAUUUUUGGUGGUACAUCUUUGCCAAUAGCUAGUACAGGAAGUAGUAUUUUUUCCACUACAUCUGCAAUCACGAGCACAGGAAGCAACAUCUUUGGAUUCAGUGCUCCAUCUGCAUCCACAUCUAGUACAGAGACUCAGGGUAUAAAUCCUUUUAAUGCUGUUAAUACCCAAGCAUCUGCAGCUGGAACUGGCAUUGGUACCUCAACUCAAAGCAUGCCCAUUCAGUUUUCUUCAUCUGCAUCAUGUCCAUCAUUUGGACUGGCUGUGAAUACAACUUUUUCCUCUGGCAGUUCAAUGUUUGGGUCAUCAGCAUCUGUAGCUAAACCUUUUGGUUCAGGGGCUACAUUUGGAAUGAGUUCUUCCUCUUUAGAAAUCAACUCUCUUAGCUCUAGCAGUGGCAUGCCUGCUGGCACAUUUGGUUCCAAUUGGCAAGCCCCUAAGUCGUCCAUAUUUGGUUCUUCAUCAAUGGGGUUUUCCUCUGGAUCAUCAGCUUCUCUUAGUGCUCCUAGCGGUGCACCUACUAUCUUUGGGUCAUCCACUGGUGCCUCUUCAAGUUCUGUAUUUUCAUUCACUUCAGCUGCGGCUGCUACUCCAUCACAGCCUGUGUUUGGUAACACUAGUCCUAGCUUGAUGUUUGGGUCAACUCUCUCUAGUAAUAGUGAUCAUAUGGAAGAUAGUAUGGCUGAGGACACAGUUCAGGCUGCAACAACUGUUCCGACAUUUGGUCAACAGCCAAUCUCACCACCUGCUUCUGGGUUUGUUUUUGGUUCAUCAAACCCAUCAGGAGCCAGUUCUUUCCAAUUUGGAGGGCCACCACGCAUAGCCACACCACAGAAUCCAUCUCCAUUUCAGGCAUCUGGUAGUCUGGAAUUUGGUGCCGGAGGGAGCUUCUCAUUGGGCACCGGUGGCAGUGACAAGUCUGGCAGAAAAUAUGUGCGGGUCCGCAAGCAGCGGAAGAAGUAAAAUGGUUUGAUUACAUUAGGGAUUCUUUCAUGAGAGAGGCCUCGUGAUUGAUUGAAUAAUUAUCAAGGCAGAUGAGAGAACAGCUGCCGAUUGUUGCUGUAGUUGGUAGCCUUCUGAAAUUGUUUGGUGCAGCAGAAGUGUUGACCGGGUCAUUUGGAACAUUCAAAAUGGUGCUGAUGCUAUUUGAUCAGUCAAUUUUUCCUUCAUUUCUUUGGGCUGCUGUCGGAAGCUUGUCACAAUUUUGUAUGGUCUUCCUAGUAAAAAUUGAGAGAACAUUUGUACUGUACUAGUAGUAGCAUAAUUAGCCGAUAGAGUUUUGAGGUUUGAGCAAUUGUGCUUUUGACCUUGUUGUGUACCCUUAUCCUAUGUAACAUAAAAAAAACAAUGGAAAUGGCUAUGAAUUUCAUUUUUAGAGAGAAAUCUCCUCUUGAGUUCAUUACCUUCGGGCAGUAUCAUCAAUGAAAAUAUGCCUUGCCAAGUACGGUAUUUUAUCAGUUUCAAACGUCUCGAGCUUGCUAAAUCAAUGAUUAUAAUG